Messenger RNA from Penicillium malachiteum, 951 nucleotides. RefSeq names its product DNA-directed RNA polymerase I subunit RPA34. Lineage: Eukaryota; Fungi; Ascomycota; Eurotiomycetes; Eurotiales; Aspergillaceae. The record is from RefSeq and is a predicted model, not a curated record. Gene Ontology annotation, biological process: transcription by RNA polymerase I. Bases 1 to 951 code for a protein of 316 amino acids. The transcript has 2 exons.
AUGGCCGCCUCUCCUUCAUCCGACAGCGAUAGCAACUCAAGCCGCUCGACUUCGCCUGAGCCCGAUAACAAGCAGAAGCAGACUUUGAAGGGCCAAGCCAAGUCAAAGGAGCAGGUUGAAGACUCGAGCUCAUCUGGUUCGGAGUCCGACAGUGAUGAGAGCUCCGAUGAGAUGGACACCAGCGAGGAUGCUCCUCAAGAGAAACCGACUAGCAAGAAAAUUACUAUUACCGGUCCUCAGCCGUACAAGCCUCCGUCUGGCUUCAAGGCCGCAACCAAGCAAACCCCGCCAUCCUCGGCCUCUUCUUCUAUCCUGUCCAACUUAAAGGGAAAGAAAGUCAUUCACAUCACCGCUCCAUCUUUCCUCCCCUUAUCAAAGGUCAAGGAAAUCUCCAUGUCCAAGAUCUUGAAGGGCAAGCCAAUCCUUUCAUACGAGGGCGCCACCUAUGGAAUCCCCGCCGAAUCCCUUAACGAAGAGGACCCCGAGGGCAAAUCCCUUCUUAUCUUCGACACGAAAACCAAGACCUACCAAAAGCAGACCGAUCAAAUCCCUACCUAUCACAUUCAGGAAUUAAUGGAUGUACCGGAGGCUGAUCUGGCGGCCAUAGAAGCCCUGCGGGAUACCGUCAAGCCCGUUCGGCCUCAACCCAAGAACCUGAAGAUGCGUUUCCGACCCGUUGGUAGCUUGCCGGCUCCACCAGAGACUUUGGGCUCGGACUCCGAGUCUGAGGGACCUUCAUUCAAGGCUCCUGCUGCAGAGAAGGAGCGCAAGCGGAAGCAUCAUCACACCGAGGCUGAGUCUGGGGAGACUACCCAGGCCGCUAGUCUGCCUAGUCGCAAGAAGUCGAAGAAGCACUCUGCGCCAGAAAAUGGCGAGGAGGAGAGCCAUAAGAAGUCGAAGAAGUCCAAGGAUGGAGAGGAGAAGAAGCGGAAAAAGUCUAGCAAGGCAUGA